Brassica rapa (field mustard) is the source of this 610-nucleotide messenger RNA. RefSeq lists its product as uncharacterized. The record is from RefSeq and is a predicted model, not a curated record. NCBI's taxonomy places the organism in Eukaryota, Viridiplantae, Streptophyta, Magnoliopsida, Brassicales, Brassicaceae.
AUUGAUUCGUCGGCUAGCUUAUAGAUGACAUUUAAUUUUGGUACACACUCUCCUAGCUGGCCAGAAAGAGACUCGGCUGGUAUCAACACAUGGGCUACAUGCUAGUGUUCAAAAGACCCGCAUGUGGCACACGUUGUAUAUACUUUUAUAUUUCUCUCCUCGCUCCACCACUGGAUCUUCUAGUGGUUUCACUUCAGCCAAAUCAAUCGUUUAAGGACAGUGAGAUAUUAUAGAAAUGGCUAUGCCUUUGGAAGUGGCGGUGCAGCUGACGAAAACGGUGUGGUUUGCUCUAAGCGGCUGGAUUUUCACAUGUUUGUAUAUCGCUGAUGAAAUCGCCAGUUCUCUCAGAAACAGAGAUAUAGGCCAUUUCCAUGUCGGAUGAUCGGUUUAAAGAUUCUUCAUUAUCUUCCAUGCGCUCUCUCGUGACUUUAGAGAAUUGUUUGUUUUCCAUGUUUUUUUAUUGCCAUGAUGAGAAUCGUCUCAAAGUUACUCACCUUAAAGUUGAAGUGUUUGUGUUUAUUUAUAGAGGAGAUGUGUGUAAGGUCAUUGUGUGCUUGAUGUAAAUGAAAUCUGAUAUUCAUAAAUUAUAAUACUUCUGAAUUUUUGUGUG